Molecule: messenger RNA, 2281 nt
Organism: Daphnia pulex (common water flea)
Lineage: Eukaryota; Metazoa; Arthropoda; Branchiopoda; Diplostraca; Daphniidae
Product: 4-coumarate--CoA ligase 3-like
Exons: 8
Coding region: 98-1876 (592 amino acids)
Molecular function (GO): CoA-ligase activity
Source: RefSeq, a predicted model, not a curated record
GAGCUUUUAAUACAUAGUUUGUCCAAACCGCUUAGUAAACCAGAAAAAAAAAAUUUCUAUAUAAUAAAAACCACUUGCGGAAAAUUUUGAAGACAAAAUGGCAUCGCACCUGAGAUCCUCCCUCCAGAGAGCUACCUUGUUUGCCAACAAACGGGCAUGCAUUGUGGCCAGCAUCAACAGCCAACCAAUGGCUCUGAGUCAUCAGCUGGCUCCGGCGUACAAUCAGCAGACAUCAGCGACCGAUCUGGCCGGCAAAAUUGACAAAAAUAUCGUCACUUCACCUCACAGCGAUUGCGAACUACACGGCUUGACUUUGGUGCAGAGAUAUUUCCAAAACGCAAGCAAAUACAGCAACAAAAUCGCUUUGGAAUGCGGAGUGACCGGACGCAAAUACACAUACGAGAUGCUGGGCCACCUCAUCCGAAAAUGCGGGAGUGCUUUGACACGAGCCGGAUACAAAAAAGGCGACGUGAUGGCGAUCAUUUCGCCCAACGUUCCCGAAUUCCCCGUCGCUCUCCUAGGAGCUGCCAGUGUCGGAAUGCCCGUCGCCCUUGUAAAUCCUACUUUUACUCCAGAGGAAAUUGCUCGCCAGUUGACAUCUGUUGGAGCCAGUGUUUUAUUUGGUGUCGCCCCAAUGGCCGAGAUGCUCCAAAAAGUGGCUCAGAUGUGCCCUUCAGUCCGCCAAGUGAUCUUACUCGGUCCUCCGCAGGAAGGAUUCGUCUGCUUUCAACAAAUGCUUCAGGAUUCCGGCGAUCUGUUCAACGAUAACGUAGAUAUCAACGUUCAAGAGGAUACGUUCAUACUUCCACAUUCCAGUGGUACCACUGGACUGCCUAAAAGCGUGAUGCUCACUCACGCCAAUGUAGGUGUCAACGUUUCACAAAAUAUUCAUCCAGGGACCUCCAAAAAUCAAAUGGCUACAGACGAACACCAAGAAAUCCACAUUUGCCUAUUGCCAUUCUUCCACUCUUACGGGGUUACUGGAAUAUUGAACAUCGGCUUCGAUUUAGGAGCAAAAUUGGUGACUCUGCCCCGCUUGGAUGUGCCGAGCUACCUGAAAGCUAUUGAAGAUCACAAACCAACAUUGUUGCAUAUCGUGCCGACUCUGGCCCAGCUGUUCAUCAAACAUCCGGCCCUCAAAAUGGAAAAUUUUGAACGGGUUCACACCCUUUUCAGCUCGGCAGCCCCGCUUGGAGCGCAAACAGCCAACAACCUUCUGGGGAAAUUCAACAAGCCCGACCUACUCGUUCAAGAAGGUUACGGACUUACGGAGAUGUCACCCGGGGCGAUGCAGACUCCGUUAAACAACGACCAUUUGGGUUCUUGCGGACGUCUCAUUUCGAGGACAAAAGCCAAAAUCGUCGACUUGGAGAGCGGCAAAACGCUCGGCCCUAAUCAACAAGGUGAACUUUACAUGACUGGUCCGCAAGUCAUGAAAGGAUAUUGGAACAACCCGCAAGCCACCAAGGAAAUGAUUGGCGAAGACGGAUGGCUCCGCUCUGGCGAUGUCGCCUACUACGACAAAGGCGGCAACUUCUACAUCGUCGAUCGCCUCAAGGAACUCAUCAAAGUCAAAGGAUUCCAGGUUGCUCCAGCUGAGCUUGAAGAUAUCCUUUCCGGGCAUCCGGCUGUAAUGGAAGCCGCCGUGAUUGGAAUCCCCGAUGAACACGCCGGAGAACUUCCUCGAGCCUACGUCGUCAGGAAACCAGGAAUGGAGUCGGUCAGCGACGCUGAAAUUCGGACAUACGUCGACUCCAAGGUCUCGUCCCACAAACAAAUUAAAGGCGGAAUCGAGUUCUGCGAUGCUCUGCCAAAAAACAACCUGGGCAAGGUUCUCCGACGUGAAUUGAGGAGUCAAUAUGCUCAAGCCAAGUAAAAAAAUGUUUUUUUUGUAAUAAUUCAAGUCAAGAGAAAAAUAUCUGAUUAAUUUGUCAUGCGCGCGUAAUAUUUUGUUGCUCAUUCUCCAUCUAUACAUUGUUAUUUCAUUUAUGUACUAUAGAUGUCACUAUAAUACCAAUGUCUGUAUUUUAUUUUCAAUAAUUAUUUCUAAUCUGCUAGAGAUUGAAUGCUUGUGAAUGUUUUGAUUUAAAAAAUGCUUACGAUCAUUUUACGACCGCGUAUCCUUUUAUUCGCUUCCCAUACCUUGAGCCAUGCUUUCUUAUUUUAUUUUUCUUCUUUUUCUUUUAUUUGGGACUUGUAUCUUAUCCGGCUUGUAUCAUUGGAUUUGAGUAUUUCAGUGGACACCAUGAAUCAAUAUACAAGCAACAACCGUCAAACCAAA